AUGAACAACAAUCGUUGGAGUUGUGUUUAUCUUUUGGUUAUUUUAUUUGCAAGAACGUCUGCAGUCUACAAGAGAUGGCUACCGGACACCAACUUUGAUAACCCGGAUAACUGGAAUUUGAAGAGAACUCCCUGCGGAAAUGACGUGGCCAUAAUUCCAGACGACAGCCCAAUCGUCUACGUGCAACUUAAUACCUCCAUUAAAGAACUUCACUUGCCCAAGAACGGUGAGCUGAUCUUGGGACGAAACAUGGCUCUGGGAUUCACAGAAACGGCAGUCGCCGGAUGUGAGGAAGCCAGUGGAGUUCACAGCCGUCAACCCCAAACCCUGGCUGAACCCCGACAACUGGUGUAUGGCGCCCACAGAACGGGGCGCACCUGCGAUCGUACUCAGUCUAUCCUGGACGUCCAGAAGGUUCCAUGUAGUUAUGAUGACGUCAUUUUCCCGCGCGACCACGCCUACUUCGUGGACCUAACGGAAGACACCCCGAUGUUGUCCGUGAAAACUUUGAAAAUAUCAGGGACCACAUUCACCACAUACUCGUUCACCAACUACUUGAACAGCGCCGAGGGGGAGAAGAUGUUUCGUUGGUCACCCUCGGGUAGCAGGGUGGAUCGCGUCAACAUUACCCGCACAAACUGUGAGGAUCCCAGAGGAUGUGCGUGCGGGAAUGACAGACCCCAGAUCGCCAAGGCUGUCUGCUCGCAUGUAGAGAAGUCAUGUUUUCGACCAAGGUGUUCUCAAACUGUACAGCCUGUGGGGGCUUGCUGUAAAAUGUGUGGAGCAGUGUUCAACAUCACUCGUGGCUACGGGUUUAACUUUAACUCUUUCGUGUCGUCCUUGAAGAGUAAAUUCCUGUCAGGUGGGGUGAGUAGACGAGUGACACAAGAUGGAGUCAACGUGACGUUUUCGCUGACAAGCGAGGGCUGGGUACAAGUUGCUCUUAAUGAUGUCACGGGAGAGAAGAGUUCUAGUUUAGCCAAAUUACUGCAGACUGAAUUUAACAACGACCUGGCAAGUGGAGGUCACACGUACGCCAUUGAUGCGGUUCGUCUUUCCUUUGCCACGGACACAUCAGAGCCGGCACACUCAGCACAGAGGGCGGAGCCGAUGACGUCAGGAUCUAUCGCUGGAAUUGUCGUGGGAGUCAUCGCUGUCAUCAUUGUUGUUAUCAUCGUUGUUGUCGUUUUCAUCUUCAGAAGAACCGGACGGGAGCUGCCUGUGAUCAAGAUGCCCAGUAUCCAUCUCCCAGCUAUGCCUACCAUGCCCAGCUUACCUCGAUGGGGACCCAGGUUGAGAGCCGGUCCAUCUCCUGGCCUUUCUCAACCACACACGGCACCCCACGUGGAUCCCGGCUUUGCCAAUCCUCUCUACGACACGUCACCUUUCGAUGACGGAAACUAUCACAUGAAGGAAAUGGAACUCAUUGGGACAUCUCUGGAGGAGCAGCCGACAUUUGAUGUCUCCGAGGGCGGGUUCCACAACCCUCUCUACGGAACCGCCGGGGUAAGUCCGUACAUGUUCAGCGACCCAUCAUCGGUUGAGGAACCCAGUGCUGAAGCUCCAAUAAAGAGAAAAAUCGGAGCUGCCACCUCAUCGCCACCGCCCGCAAAAACUACAAUCAGCAUUGAGCAUCCGAGUUCAGAAAAAGGCGACAGUACCAUUUAA
Candidula unifasciata is the source of this 1668-nucleotide messenger RNA. The record is from the annotation of a GenBank genome assembly. Lineage: Eukaryota; Metazoa; Mollusca; Gastropoda; Stylommatophora; Geomitridae.